Messenger RNA from Trichomonas vaginalis G3, 1599 nucleotides. RefSeq names its product ribonuclease inhibitor domain-containing protein. The record is from RefSeq and is a predicted model, not a curated record. Bases 1 to 1599 code for a protein of 532 amino acids. Lineage: Eukaryota; Parabasalia; Trichomonadida; Trichomonadidae. The transcript has a single exon.
AUGUUUCGGACCAAGAUUGGAUUUUUUCGUCUUUUACAAGCUAAUUUAUUCGUGAACUCUGCCCCAGUCAUAAAGGACAAUGUAAUGUACAUUACAUCUAGUGAUGACAUGAAUAAUAGCAUGUUAAUUCAAAACUUGGCUUUUGAGAACCAAAUUAAUCACAUUGUAAUUGAAGGUGAUUCGCUUGAUAACUUACCACGUUUGAAUUACUUGUUUAAUAUAACAAAAAUCGAUAUUUUGGCUCAAAAAAUUAAUAAUAUUCCUGAAAAUUGUUUUUCUUUUUGCAAAAAUCUUACAAGCGUCCAGCUUCAUUCGGGAAUUGUAACCAUUAAUGCAAAUGCUUUCUAUUCAACACCAAUUUCCGAAAUUAAUCUCGAUAAUGUCAAAGAAAUUCAUAAUUUUGCAUUCAAAUGCUGUCCAAAUCUCUUAGAAUUAAAUUUACCUGCAAUACAAGUAAUAGGAAAGAACGCAACUGAAUCAUCCGGAAUUCAAACAGUAAAAUUAGGAUAUAGCCUUGUAGAAGUGAGUGAUUUCGCAUUUUUCAACUGUAAACAACUAGUUUCGAUACAAUUCGGUAAAAAUUUAACAAAAAUUGGAAAUGGAGUUUUUAUGCUUUGCCAAAACCUAACUCAGCUUAAUCUCGAAGACACAAACUUACAAAGUAUUGGAAGUUAUUCAUUCUACGGCCUAAAUAUUAAAAACAUUAAAUUUACGAACUCAAUCAACCAAAUUGGAGCUUAUUCAUUUGCUUAUUCAUCAAUUUCAUCAUUAGACUUUCUUGUUAAACUUACAGAUUGCGAAAUUGACGAAUACGCGUUUGCUUAUUGCAAUGAAAUCAAAUCAGUCAUAAUUAACUCAGAAACAAACAUUAAUGAUGCGGUAGGAAUGUUUUACUGUUGUUCAAACUUAGAAAAUAUCACAUUAAACGGUAAAGAUCUUGAUAUUCCGAUGAAUUUUGCUUAUUGUUGCUCAAAACUUACAAAUUUCGAUGCCAAAUCGAUCAAACAGGUAGAAUACAAAGCAUUUUAUAUGUGUUUCAAUCUCAAAUCAGUCAAUUUACAUAAUUGUAAAUUAAUCAGUAUCAAAUCUUUUUCAAAUUGCUAUAAUUUGAAUGUUACAUCAUGGCCAUACGGUCCUUUGUAUCUUGGAGAGAGUUGUUUCGCGUAUUGCUCUAGUUUAGACUUCAAAUUAAUUCCAUCUGGAUAUUCCGUUCAACAGAAAGCAUUUAUUGGCUGUACAUCGAUCAAAACAUUAUUAAUCAAGUCGUUUAGAUUCGAUUUGCAGACAAGAACCGGUGGACAUUUCGUUGGAUGCUCUAAUAUGGUCAACGUUACAUUCAACACCAUUGAUAUGUACGCUAUACCAUGUAAUUGUUUUUACAAGUGCACUGCGCUAGAGAGAAUCACUCUCCCUGAAGGAUGUACGACGAUUCUUGAAAAUGCCUUCGCAUUUACAAAUCUGAAAGAGUUUGAUUUCACGGACAUCAACUAUAUAUGUCAGUCUGCCUUCGAAAGUUCCGCUCUAUCUAAUGUUUUCUUCACAGAAGAUAUAACAAUCGAUAAUUUCGCUUUCAAAAAUUGUAAAUCACUCAAAAAGUGA